AUGUCUGAAACAAUUGUUGCGAUAACUCCAACGUCACCAGAAGAUACCACUCUUACAAGCUCAGAAGACGCCGAAUCACAACACGCACUUACCCGUGUGGUGGUCCUUGCUAUUGAUCAAUCAGAAUAUAGUCACCAUGCAUUCGAAUGGGCCGUCAAGAACUUCUUGAGAAAAGAGAGCGAUUUGGUUGUACUAGUCAACGUCCGACCAAUUCCAUCAAUUCCUGGUCCUUACGCUAUUGGUGCCAGUUAUAUGGAUUUCAGUGAGGUCGUGACCAGCAUAGAGGAACAGCAUCGAGUUGCUAGUCAUGCAUUGUUAAAAGAUUUCGCUUCAAGACUGAAGGCACAAAAUUUUGCUCUCAAAGCAAUAGCCAUGAGGGGCGAUGCACGUGAUGAAAUCGUCCGUAAAGUUUCUGAACUUAAUGCCGAUGCUUUAGUGCUUGGAUCACGCGGUUUAGGUGCCCUGAAACGCACAAUCCUUGGCUCGGUGAGUGACUAUUGUAGUCAUCAUUGUAAUUGUACUGUGGUCAUUGUCAAGGGAGGGCGCCCCGAACACGAAAAGACUCAUUAG
Acaulospora morrowiae is the source of this 570-nucleotide messenger RNA. Lineage: Eukaryota; Fungi; Glomeromycota; Glomeromycetes; Diversisporales; Acaulosporaceae. The record is from the annotation of a GenBank genome assembly.